This is a messenger RNA of Serendipita indica DSM 11827, 3495 nucleotides long. The record is from the annotation of a GenBank genome assembly. NCBI's taxonomy places the organism in Eukaryota, Fungi, Basidiomycota, Agaricomycetes, Sebacinales, Serendipitaceae.
AUGUCGCUACCACUGCUGACCUUGCGACCGCCUCCAAACGUCGACUUCGUUACAGGGCUUGCUCCAGGUCUCCCUCAUAGACCACAUGCAGCUGUGACUGGCACUCUCGAAGUGCGUUCACCUCAGCCUCUCAAGGUCAAAUGGGUCCGCAUAGAACUCAGGAAGAUAGAGAGCGUCCCCGGUCAAGCUCCCUUUGUAGACACCGUCGGAAACAAGCCGACGACACUCUGGGAGCCCCAGGGGUCUGAGUUUGGCAAUCUGCAGUCUGCGGACUUCCCAUUCGCUAUCCGGAUUCCAGAAUCUACACCCCCAACCGUAAUCGUCGACAACCACCGAGCGAGAGUAGAAUACGAAAUCAUGGCUACUUUGUGUAGCAAGGGCAAGAAAGGUCUACUCCGGAGAGAAAGCUCGCCAGUCUCAAUGACAUCCCACAAGAUUCCCAUUUACAAGCAUGAAUUACACCCCCUCUGGCCCGUCUAUUCUCAGCCAGACGAACGGCAGAUCACCAAGGAUGGCAUGACCCUCAGCGUCUCGCGGAAGAGAAUGUGUCUUGGCUCUGGAGGCGACACAAUCCCGAUUCAUGCCACGCUAUUUACAGACUUCCCUAUCUCCCUCCGCUCUUUCGAGCUCGUUCUGCGGCAAACCAUUAGGUAUCCUAAUAGCGGAGGCAACACGAUUCCAUACUCUGUUCGAAUUCAACCAGGAAUGCACCAGACUUGCGAACUUACCUGCAUGCUGCCGCCAAACUAUAGUGAAAUGUCGGUGACGACAGCACGACUUGUCGAGAACGAGUACGACGUUCAAGUCAGUGCAAACUUGGAUCCAGAGGGUUUCAUUGUUGUUUCCCUCCCUCUUAUUGUUUCCCCCUUCCCGAUUCCUUACUCUAUGGAUAUGAUGCAGCGUAUGGGACCGCCUCCUAUGGCUUUGGAUCUCCCCUCCCGAGCGCACCUCCAUAGACAGGCAGAGUCCAUUUCGCGGCCAGCUAGUGCAGCUGGAAGUAUGAUGACAGGGCAAAUCAGACCCGAAGCAGGACCAUCGAUGAACGGCCACCCGCUUGUUAGGCAGCAGAAGCCUUACCACAUCACCGAACGAGUUGGCGGACUCUCUGCGCGUGACGAGUCUCUCCUUGGUGGCCCCGAGUCUCCGAUGGAUCAAUCAAUCACACAUGCCGCUGCUAUUGUCGGAAAUGGAAUACAAACCAACACUAGCCGGAGUGCAAUGACCAACACAUACCCGAUGGAACUUAGAAAUUCGACGUAUAACGACUUUGGGCAACCAGCGCCGAUGCCGAUACAGCCAACGAACCCGCCACCCGCAGAGGUUCCUACAAGCCCACCAGGAAACGCAUUACCCCCCCGAUUUGCCGUGGUGAAUGCGGAUCAUCGGGAUGAACUUGAUUCACCUCGUUCCUCUGCACUGCACGAGCCAUAUCUUUCAGCGGCUGAAGAAAAGCGACGUAUUGCUCAACAAAUGAGGGAUGCAGACGCAUAUGCAAAUGUGCCACCUCCCGGGGCGCCUCCCAGCAAUCCUCCAGCACCUGUAGCGACGAGUCCUUCACAGACAACGCCGACAACUCAGACGCCUGUGGAGCCCAAGAAGAAGUGGCUUUCUGCCGAAGAAGAGAAGGAAAAGCUGUAUCAAAAGGCCAAAAACGCCGCGGAGCUUACGCAAAGGAGAGCUGCGAAUUCACAGGGUUCGUCGUCAGCACCCAAGUCAACGAGUCCGAAAGCAGCUCAAUUCACGGAAAGCCAGACAUCCCUCUCGCAAGCGGGUGGUUCUCAACAAUCGCAGCCAACGACCUCGUCAUCUGCCCCUGCACCGGCAUCGUCGCCUACGCCUUCACAAAAGCCAAAGGACAAGAAAUGGCUGACGGCCGAAGAGGAGAAGACAAGACUGUAUGAAAAGGCGCAAGCGAAGGCUCUCAAGACGCAGGCUCGCGCGGCAGCUGCGAAUAGUCUUAGUCGAUCAGACUCUGCGGCUUCCAAUAAUGGACCCAACGGUAUUCCUCGUAGCAGUGCCUCGCCUGCACCUUCCAAAGGGGCCGAAAUGUACAAGGCGGCAAUGAGUAGCAUCAAAUCAUCGUCCGUAACACCCCCCGCAAUAUCACCGGUCGCACAGCACCAGACACCACCGCCGAGAGAGCAGCUUGCUCCGUCCCUCUCGCCCGCUCCUGCUCCUGUGCCCGCUCCUGCCCCGGUUGUGGUCCCCAGGACGAUUACUCCACCACCACCUCCGCCUCCGGCAUCUAGUAAUCAAUGGAUGUCGGCUGAAGACGAAAAGGCUCGCUUGCGAUAUCUCGCGGCUAAAAGUGCCGUUGAGCGUCACGUUGCAAUGCAAGACGAGGAAUAUGGUGCAGGAUCAUCCACUCAGGAUCAAGGUGGAUCUUAUGGGAAUGCUGCUUAUGCUUCCUAUGGUGGUCCUCCUUCGUCUCAGCCGCCAUGGAGUGCGCCUCCUCCGAUGAGCAACGGAUACUCUGUCAGUGAUACGCCAAAGAUCCCAAACGCCCAAGAGAUUACUCCACUCAGCACGGGUGUUCCUCCAGAAGAUCCUCCUGCCUUUGAACCAUCCUUUGGGUAUACAUAUGGGAACACGGUGUCGGAAAAGGAGAAGCUGAAGCUGAUGGAAGCAGAAAAAGCACGCCAGGUUAAUGAACCGCCAGUCCCAGAUUAUGGCAAUGCACCUCCCCCAGACUUUGAUUUCAAUGCUGCCGCUGGGUCGUCGUCCGCUCCGUCUUACGGUUCUUCUGCACCUAUUCUGACAGCAGCGGAAGAAAAGGCUCGUUUGCGCGAACAAUUUGCUGCGCAAGACAAUGCCGGGCCCACACCUUCUCCAUCCAUUUACAAUCGUCCCCCUCCAGAGCUUCCGCUCUCUGCAGACGGAUCGAGGACUUUAACCGCUGCAGAGGAAAAGGCACGCCUGAGAGCCUUGCAAGCAGCGGAAAGACCUGUCAGUAGCGUUGCGCCCCCGCCACCACCGCGCUUCAAGUCGCCUCCGCCCUCUGCAACGUCAGAUUUUAGCCGCAGUAACACGUUCUCCUCGCACGUCUCAACAUCUGGUGGAUCGUCGCCGCAUGAUGAUUCGAUGAGACGUGAUCCAUCGAUCACGCAGGGGAAACAACGCGCUCUUACGCCGAGCAACGCUUCGGUGAUGACCGCGUCGCCUAUAAUCUCGCCUACUCCCCCACCACCGCCUCCUUUGGCUCCUCGUCCACCACGCGAUUAUAUUGAGAAGACGCGAGAGGAGGAUGCAAAGAUUCGUCGAAUGACACAAGAGACGAUCAACAUGUCUGCAUAUGGUUCGCGGGAAAGCACACUUGCGCCAUGGCAGAUUCCGCAGGGUACCGGAGGCAAUGCUGGUGGCGACUUUGCCUUGGGCCUUCGGCCAUUCUCUCCAUUUGAUCUAUCGCUGGACCCGUCUGGUGCUUCUCAGAACGGCCACGGUCAAACGCUGUCCCCGACCGCCACUGGCUCGAUGCGCACAAGCUACUAUCGUUAG